This is a messenger RNA of Nematolebias whitei (Rio pearlfish), 2988 nucleotides long. RefSeq names its product nuclear transcription factor, X-box binding-like 1 (gene nfxl1). Bases 83 to 2716 code for a protein of 877 amino acids. Gene Ontology annotation, biological process: regulation of DNA-templated transcription. Gene Ontology annotation, molecular function: zinc ion binding; DNA-binding transcription factor activity, RNA polymerase II-specific; RNA polymerase II transcription regulatory region sequence-specific DNA binding. Gene Ontology annotation, cellular component: nucleus. Lineage: Eukaryota; Metazoa; Chordata; Actinopteri; Cyprinodontiformes; Rivulidae. The record is from RefSeq and is a predicted model, not a curated record. The transcript is spliced from 25 exons.
AUGCACUGCGGACUGCCGCGUAUGACAAUCAGGCAUCGGAGUGUCUGCUCGGUCUGCUGAGGCGGUUUGGGAGGUGGUUGCCAUGGAGCCGGCCUGGCGACAGCAGGGCAGGGGGCGUGGCCGAGGUCAGGAUGCUCAGGGUCAAAGGUCACGCCCCCUGCAGAAGGAGAGGCCGGCUGCUGCUGGACCAGGACCCAGGAUGAAGACAAACUCGACUCCUGAACCUCUGCAGGGAGAGUCCAGGUUCCAGGAGAUCCAAAAGUCUAACCAGGCUGCUGCCAAGAGGCUGGUGGAGAACCACCAUGUCAGCUCCUCUUCCUCUGAUGAAGACAACGAUGAGGAUGAUGAUGGAGACCAGCAGAGAGGGAAGAUCCUGGAGUCCACCUUCACCUCCUACACGGUCCAGACAGACGGAGACUCUUCGGGUCUGCUCAGAACCGGUCAGUACGUCAGCGACCUGUUCCAGUCCGGAGCGCUCACCUGUCUGAUCUGCAUCGCCUCCGUCAAGAGGACGCAGCCGGUGUGGAGCUGCUCCGGAUGCUUCUCCCUCUUCCACCUGCCCUGCAUUCAGAAAUGGGCCAGAGACUCCGUCUUCCUCAUCUCCUCCAUCACUGAUGAAGACUUCGGUCAGAAGCAGCACCCCUGGCCCUGCCCCAAGUGUCGGACAGAAUAUCCUCCCAGCUCCACGCCCAACAGGUACAUGUGUUACUGUGGGAAACUGCAGGAUCCUCCAGCUGAUCCAUGGCUGGUUCCUCACUCCUGUGGCUCUGUGUGUCAAAAGGAGCUCAAACCUGUCUGUGGACACACCUGUCUGCUGCUCUGUCACCCUGGUCCCUGCCCCCCGUGUCCAAAGAUGGUGUCAGUGUCCUGCAUGUGUGGUAAAGCUAAGCCCCUCCCCCGUCGCUGCAGCAACAAGCCGUGGUCGUGUCAGCAGUUGUGUGGGAAGCUGUUGUCCUGUAAACAACACACCUGUUCCCAGCCGUGUCACACAGAGUGCUCCCCCUGUCCCAGGGUCAGCGUUCAGAGCUGUGUGUGUGGUCUACAGGAAGCACAGAGGCCGUGUGCCAGCCCCCGCUGGAACUGUUCUCAGGUGUGUGGAGCUCUGCUCACCUGUGGGAAUCACACCUGUGAGGUCAUGUGUCACGACGGAUUCUGUCCUCCGUGUCCUCGCUCCGUCAGCCGGUCCUGUCCCUGCAGCAAGACCAAGUCAUCUCUGCCGUGCACAGAGGAAGUGCCGCCAUGCGGGGACACGUGUGACCGCCGUCUGUCCUGCUUGAAACACACCUGUUCAAUGAGGUGUCACCGAGGGAGCUGUGAGACCUGCAGACAGGAGGUGGAGAAGGAGUGCAGGUGUGGCAAACACAGGAAGUUGAUGCCGUGUCAUAAAGAGUACCUGUGUGACUCCAAGUGCCCCAGAACCAGGAACUGUCAGAGACACCAGUGCAGGAGGAAGUGUUGCCCCGGUAACUGCCCCCCCUGUGAUCAGAUCUGUGGUCGGACUCUGGGCUGUCGGAACCACAAGUGUCCCUCCGUGUGUCACCAAGGUAGCUGCUACCCAUGUCCAGAGAUGGUGGAGCUGAGCUGCUCCUGCGGUUCGACAGUUCUGCUGGUUCCGUGUGGGCGGGAGAAAACCACCAGACCACCUCGCUGCAAGGAGCCGUGCAGGUCCCCGCCCUGCUGCCACCACCCGACCAGAGAGUGUCACCGGUGCCACCCGGGCCCCUGCCCCCCCUGCAGACAGCUCUGCCUGCUGCCCCUGCCCGGCUGCAGCCACACCUGUCCUGAGUCCUGCCACGACCUGGUGCUGGUCCGGUCCCAACAGGUCCAGUUGGCGGGUCCGUGGGAGCAGCCAUCAGAACCAGCCUUUGUGAAGAAAGCUCUGCCGUGUCCAGCGUGCCAAGUACCCAUCCCAACGUCCUGUUUUGGAGAACACGAGGUCAGCCCGGUGCCGUGUCAUCGUCAGGGUCGGUUCUCCUGUGGACGGGCCUGUGGACGUCCUCUGGUCUGUGGGAACCACAGCUGCAGCCUGGAGUGUCACCUGGUUACCAACGGCAACAAGUGUGAGGUGUGUGAGGAGAGCUGCAGUAAGCCCCGCCCACCAGGCUGUCCACACCCCUGUCCCCGCCCCUGUCACCCUGGAGACUGCCCCCCCUGCUGUCACAUGAUCCGCCAGCGCUGCCACUGCAGGAUCAGCAUGCUCUACGUGGAGUGCACGAAGUUAUCAUCAGCUGAUGAGCAGACGAAGGUACAGCUGAGCACCUGCAACAACCAGUGUCCUAAAGAGCUGAGCUGCGGCCAUCGCUGUAAACAGGUGUGUCAUCCAGGUGUGUGUGAGGAGAGCUGCCAGCAGAAGGUGAAGCUCCGCUGUCCCUGCAAGAGGAUCAGGAAGGAGGUGGUGUGUUCUUUGCAGGCUCAGUGUGAUCUUCAGUGCGACGAUGUCUGCAGAGACCAGCAGAAGAAAGUCAGCCAGGUGAAGGAGGCGGAGCUAAGAGCAGCUGAGGAAGAGGAGCAGAGGAAGCUUCAGGAGGAGCUGGAGGCCUUCGAGAAGCGUCAGCAGAGAGGAGGGCGCAGGAACAAGAGGAAGAGGAGGGAGGAGGUGGACGACGAGCAGGCCAGGGUGAGGAGGUGGUGGAGGAGGUGCGCCGCCUUGGUCCUCGUCCCUCUGGGCGGAGUCCUGCUGUCCGCCGCCGCCUACUUCCUGCUGACCUCCACCUGAAGGAGGCGUGGCCUCCUCCACUGCUCCUGCUUUCUGCUUUUAGGCUAGAACCGAUCCAGAUGUUUCCAGAUGAGAAGAGUGUCAGGUUGAGUUUAAAUAAUCCAACAUCAGCUGUUCCUAACAGCUCCCACGAGACAGGAACCAGAACCGCCUGGACCGUCUGGACCAUCUGGAUCUACAGCAGCAGGUCGGCUUCAACGAGUCCUUUGAUGUUUGAGUCAAACAGGAAGUGAUGCUUGGUCUCAAAAUGAGUUUGUUUUUGGUUCAUCAAU